Glycine soja is the source of this 950-nucleotide messenger RNA. RefSeq names its product 60S ribosomal protein L13a-4-like. Gene Ontology annotation, molecular function: structural constituent of ribosome; mRNA binding. Gene Ontology annotation, biological process: negative regulation of translation; translation. The transcript is spliced from 4 exons. Gene Ontology annotation, cellular component: ribosome; cytosolic large ribosomal subunit. The record is from RefSeq and is a predicted model, not a curated record. NCBI's taxonomy places the organism in Eukaryota, Viridiplantae, Streptophyta, Magnoliopsida, Fabales, Fabaceae. The coding region runs from base 114 to 734 and encodes 206 amino acids.
ACAAAAGGCGAGUCUUCAAAAACCCUAAUGUGCUCUUCCUUGAGCAUCCAGCAGCAACAAACAAGAGGGGUUUGCCUUGUGCCGUUUGUGUUGUUUUCGGGACGAAGAAGAAGAUGGUGUCAGGUUCUGGAAUCUGCGCAAAGCGGGUGGUGGUGGACGCGCGCCACCACAUGCUGGGUCGUCUAGCCUCCAUCGUGGCGAAGGAGCUUCUGAACGGCCAGAAAGUGGUGGUCGUUCGCUGUGAAGAGAUUUGCAUCUCGGGCGGGCUGGUGAGGCAGAAGAUGAAAUACUUGAGGUUCCUUCGCAAACGCAUGAACACCAAACCCUCCCAUGGCCCCAUCCACUUCCGUGCCCCCUCCAAGAUCUUCUGGCGCACCGUUCGUGGAAUGAUACCACACAAGACAAAGCGUGGGGAAGCUGCUCUUGCUCGUUUGAAGGUUUAUGAAGGAAUCCCUCCUCCAUAUGACAAGACCAAGAGAAUGGUUGUUCCUGAUGCACUCAAGGUGUUGAGGCUUCAGAAGGGACACAAGUAUUGUGUGCUGGGCAGGUUGUCAUCUGAAGUUGGAUGGAGCUACUAUGAUACCAUUAGGGAGCUGGAGAAGAAGAGAAAGGAGAAGGCAGCGGUGGUUUACGAGAGAAAGAAGCAACUCAACAAAUUAAGGGUGAAAGCUGAGAAGGUUGCUGAAGAGAAGCUCGGUUCCCAACUUGAUGUUCUUGCUCCUGUUAAGUAUUGAGUAGUUUUUGUUAGUGUUUGAAAUUUUUUAUGCCACUUAUACCAAAUUGAACUACCUUUCAAUUUUGCUUGAGGUUGCUUUGUUAUUGGAUCAUAGAUUUGAUAUCUGAUCAUCUUGGAAGCUGUUUUUUAUUUAAUUGUGUGUUUUGUAUAAUUUUUGUCAUCCAGAAGUUUUCCAUUGCCUUGGGAAAAAAGAAAAAAGCUGUUCACUGUGUUA